GUCAAAAAGAAACUCAACCAUAUUCUAUAAAUUUUAUUCAUUAUAUACAAAUCAUAUAAUUUAUGGUUUGUGGACCUGAUAUUUCACUUUAACUUCAAAAUGUUAAGUUCAUUAAUAAACCUUGAAUCUAAGUUUCCAUUAUCCUUGUUAGAUUUAAGCAUAAUGUACCAAUAUACCUUUUACAGCAUGUUUCCGCCAAAUAAAUAUCUUUUAAAAAACGAUAGGAUAUAGUCAAUCAAAAUAAUCAGACACCUCUCAACAGAGAACAAACCUUUAGGCCGAUUACUUUUUUAUAAGAUGAUUAAUUUUCACUGCUGUACUUGACAGUUUUAGAUACAUCUGAUCAUGGUGAAAACAUGGAGAAUUGUAGCAUGUGCAGUUGGGAGGAACAGCGACCAUUACCUUUACAGAUGGCCGACCUAAAUGAAUUAAGAUCGCUGCGUCGGUCAUUCAAUGCUGCUUGUGAGAGGAAAGCCAGAGAAAUCAAUGAAGUGGACCUGAGUUGUGAAAAACCACAGGAUAAAGUGAAGAUUUUACAGAGUCGAAUUCAAAUUUUAUCCCAAUAUGGAGAGGAUCUGAACGACCAGAAUAAGUACUUGUUCAAUAUCUUGGAUGCCAAGUUUAAGGAAGUUAACAUGGCCAAGAAAAUGAUGGGUUGUCUUAAAAAUGAGAUAGUGAUAAGAGAUGGAACUAUAAAGAAGCUGCACACUGAAUAUCACCAGUCUGUGGCCAGACAUAAAGAGGAGGAGACAGAGGUGGAAACUCAGAUGGAGACGAUAAGGAGACUGGAGCAAGAAAACCAAGCAGUUCACAAGAAGUUGUCAAUCAAAGAAAAAACAAUGGAAAUGAUGGAAGCUGAGCAUCAGGAAUUUAUUACGAAAUUUGAAGAAAAAAUUGAAAUAGCACUGGGUCUAGAGGAAACUAUCAGAAAGUUGCAGGACAGUGUAGCUAUUGCACACAAAGAGGUAAUGUUGAAGGGAGAAACAAUUCAGAAGAUGCAUACUGAACAUCAAGAAUCCUUUGCUAAACAUGAGGCCAGUGUAAAAGUAAUUCAAGAUCAGGAAGACACCAUUCGAGAGUUGAAGGAUGGAAUUGCAAUUUUGAAUACAAAGAUGGCAAAAAAAGAAGAAGCUAUUCAGUCUUUGCAACAAGAGCACCAGAAGUCCAUGUCUAAGAAUGAAGAGAAUGUAAAACUGGUGCAUAAUCUAGAGGAGACUGUUAGCGGGCUACAGCGCGAAAAUAAAAUGGCUAAUGGAAGGGUGAUUAAAAAGGAAGAAACAAUUCAGAAAAUAUAUGCAGAGCGUCAGGAGUUGUUUGCUAAAAAUGAAGAAAACAUAAAAAUGAUUCAAAGCCUAGAAGAUGCGGCCAGAAAGAUGAAGAACGAGAUCACAGUUUUAAGUAACGAGAUACUGAAGAAAGAAGAAUCAAUACGAAAGUUGCAAACUGUCUGCCCAGAGCCCAAUGCUAGAAAUGAAGAUGAUGUCAAAAUAAUCCAGAUAUUGGAAGAUAAUGUUAGCAGGUUGCAGAAUGAGAUCAAAGUCAUUAAUGGGAAGGUGUCAUUGAAAGAAAAAACAAUCAAGGAGAUGAACGCCAAGCAUCAGGAGUUCUUUGCUAAACAUGAAGAGAAUUUAAGAGUGAUUCAAAAUCUGGAAGAUAAUUUACAAGAUUUAAAGAAUGACAAUGCAGUUUUAAAUAGAAAGGUGAUGAAGAAAGAAGAAACAAUCCAAAGGUUGCAAGCUGAGUGUCGUAAGCCUAUUCCUAGGAAUGAAGAUGAUGUCAAAAUGAUUCAGAGUCUAGAAGAGACAGUUGGUAGGUUGCAGAAAGAAAUCAGAAUCGUUAAUGAGCGGGCAGUGAUGAAGGAGGAAAUGAUUCAGAAAAUGCAUGCUGAGUGUCAGGAGAUCUUUGCUAAACACGAAGAGACUUUCAAAGUGAUUCAAGCCCUAGAGAACACUAUUCAAAAGUUGAAUAAGGAGAUCAAGGGCCUAAAUGAGCAGGUAUUGAAGAAAGACGAAACAAUUCACAAAUUGCUCACAGAGCAAAGAGAGUCUUCUGCUAAACAGGAAGAUAAAGUAAAAGUGAUCCAGUGUCUUGAAGAUACAGUUAAAGAGCUAAAGAAAAAAAUUACAGAUCUGAAUGAGAAGCUACAAAAGGAACAGCAACAAUCCACAGCUAGGGACGAAGAGGAUGUAAAAACAAUUCAUGAUCUAGAAGAAACUGUUAGCAGAUUACAGGAGGAGAUCAGAGUUCUUAACCUGAAGAAAAGAAAAGAAGAAACAUUUAAACAGAUGCAAAAUGAAGAGAAACAGCCCACAAGAAGUGAAGAUGAUAUCAAAACAAUUCACGAUCUAGAAGAAACUGUUAGUAGGUUACAGGAGGAAAUCAGAGUUCUUAAUCUGAAGAAAAGAAAAGAAGAAACAUUUCAACAGAUGCAAAAUGAAGAGAAACAGCCCACAAGAAGUGAAGAUGAUAUCAAAACGAUUCACAAUCUAGAAGAAACUAUCGACAGGUUACAGGAGGAAAUCAGAGUUCUUAAUCUGAAGGUGUUAAAGAAGGAAGAAACAAUCAGAGAGAUGCACACUGGGUGUCAGGAGUCCAUUGCUAGGAAUGAUGAUGAUGUAAAAAUGAUUCAGAAUCUAGAAGAGACAGUUUGUAGGUUGCAAAAGGAAAUUACUGUUUUAAAUGCGAAGAAAAGAAAAGAAGAAACAUUUCCACAGAUGCAAAAUGAAGAAAAACAGCCCACAAGAAGUGAAGAUGAUAUCAAAACGAUUCACAAUAUAAAAGAAACUAUGGGCAGGUUACAGGAGGAAAUCAGAGUUCUUAAUCUGAAGAUGCAAAAUGAAGAGAAACAGCCCACAGCACAGAGUGAAGAUGACGUGACAACAAUUCACAAUCUAGAAGAGACUGUCAGCAGGUUACAUGAGGAGAUCAACGUUCUUAAUGUUAAGGUGUUAAAGAAGGAAGAAACAAUCAGAGAGAUACACACUGGGUGUCAGGAGUCCAUUGCUAGGAAUGAUGAUGAUGUAAAAAUGAUUCAGAAUCUAGAAGAGACAGUUUGUAGGUUGCGAAAGGAAAUUACUGUUUUAAAUGCGAAGAUUGCAUCAAAAAAUGAAUUAAUAGAGACUCUUAAAAGGGAUAUCAUUGUGAUAAAAACCAAAUACCGAGAUGUUGUAACAGAACUAACUAUACAGAAGACCACAAAUAGGAAGAUAUACGAAGAAUUCUCAAAGAGAUAUGACCAUCUGUUUGCUACCUAUGGAUGCCGUACAUGACACAUAAUCAAAGGAGAUUCAUCAUGGAAUAGCUCAUCCUGUACAAGUGAAUCAAGUGACUGCGUAAGAAUGGACAAUGAUUGCAGUUAAGCAAAAAAUGUUGUUGGUGCCAAUUCGAAAAAAGACAGCUAUUGGGAAGACACCAAGGCCAUAUGAGCUAUUUUUAGACUGUACAUUACAAGGAUUAAGUUAAAACCUGCAAAGACUGAUACAGUAAUAUUGUAAAUAACCUUGAAAAUCUUCCAGUAUCACUAACCUGACAUACGAUAUACGAUGUGUGUAUCAUGGGAAUUCAUGACCUUCGUAAUCACUUCCUGUCAGAAAAUGUAACGUUCAGCUAGCAUACAUGUACCACAUAUUCUAGCUAGCUUAUGGCUCCUAUUACCCCCCCCCACCACCACCACUCCAUUUAAGCAGUACAUUGGGUUACUUUUUAAAGAGGAUAAUAACUUUCUGCUCCAUUUUGGUAUAUUGAAAUGUUUUGGGAUAGGAUGCCGAAUAUCCCUCACCAAGCAACUGACAUCUUGAUGCACAUUUAUUUUCUGUUUGACUUAGGUAAAAAUAUUAACUUAGAUUAUUAGUAAGCAAUGUUAAAGUUUUCAGGGAUCCAUAAAUGCUUUGAUGUUCCUGAAAAUAUGUAGGUUAUAGUUGUGAAUUAUCAUGCAUUUAUAAACAUAACAGUUGCUGAACAGUUAUCUGCAUAAUUGGUGAUAGAAUUGUUUUGUAUAAAUAUAUUCCAGUAUAUUUAUAUUGGUCUGUGAUACUUGACUCAUGUUUGUGUUGAAUAAUAUUUAUUCUAUUGUGAUAAGAUCUAUCAUCAAAUAAAUUUAGUGCAAUACAUAUGCUACUGUGCAUACCUGUUAGUUCAAAGAUAUGCAAUAUAAUUGAUUAUAAUUAUUGUUUUGUUGAUUACUACAGUGUGUUUUAGAAAAGUAUGUUGUUUCCUGUAAGUUAUGUAAUCAUACUAUUGAAAUAUAUCUUCAUUGAAUAUUCAUUUCACUUUGAAAAGACUACCGGUAUAUGAAAAAAGAUGUCAUUUGAUAUGUCUAUUUCAGUUUGAUCCAAUUUUAAGAAUUUUUGUAUUGCCAUCUCUUCACCAAAAAAAAGACAGAACUAUUUGUAACAAGUUUGCAGAAAAUUUGUGAAUAAAUAUUGAAACCAAAUCAAGUUCAUCCAUUUAUGUCAGGAAAUUAUACAAGUUCAAACAACAAACAACAUUAAAACAGGAAGAAUAGUUUCCCUGACUUUGAUAACAACAAUCUUCAGUUGAAACAUUUUUGACCUUUGAUAAUGACAUUGACCUUCAACAGACAUCAACAUUUGACCUUGACCCUUUUCUUUUACCAAAAAAUAUGAUUAUUUUUUUUUACAGCACAUAAGUUCUAUAGACAAUUCUUUGAAGCUUUUAUUGGCUUUUUAUCAUCUCCACAUCAGUUUAUCACUUUAUAUCAAUUCACAGUUUGUUGCAAUCAAGUUUUUUUCUUUAAAAGAAAAAAUCUCUUGACAAAAAAUGUAUAAAGUAAACAAAUACCUAAUGUCAUUCAUAUAUAGUGAUGAAUAGUGGAUUACCCUUGAUUUUCGGGUAGAUGACUAGAUGGUGAUUGCAUACAUAUAUGAUAUCUAUAUUUAUUAGUCUUCAAUGUCACCUAUUUUAUUGACCAAGUUUUACUAAAUACUUUUCUUUUUUCCAUUCAUUUCCAAUUGGAAACAAAAUAUUCAUUUUUAAAAUUACAUUGUAUGAAAUUUCCAUAAAUUGUCAAAAUCUAAUGUGCAGCCCAGUUGAGCCACACAAUUGAGAUGAAGAUCCCAAAUCGAAAAAUUGCAUCCAUUUUCCCUUCUUGCAUUGGAGAGGUAGAUUUCAAGUUCAU
Messenger RNA from Magallana angulata, 5137 nucleotides. Its product is annotated as myosin-11-like. The transcript has 21 exons. Gene Ontology annotation, biological process: spermatogenesis. The record is from RefSeq and is a predicted model, not a curated record. The coding region runs from base 357 to 3269 and encodes 970 amino acids. Lineage: Eukaryota; Metazoa; Mollusca; Bivalvia; Ostreida; Ostreidae.